AUGACCCUUAUUCACUCCGACUGCGAGCUUCGUUUGUCUGCACACACAUCCAGGCUGGAGCCUAGCGAGGUGGACUGGGGCGACGGCUUCCUGCUGGUCGUGUCCCUCACGAGCCCGGAGUCGGUGCGCGCAGCCGAGCUCAUGCAUGCCUGGUUGCAGGACAGCGCACCGGGAAAACCCCUGGCGUUGGCAGCUACUAAAAGGGACCUUGUACAGGCUCGGGCCGUCAGUUCGCACGAGCUGGCGGAGCUCGCCGAGAGGUGGCACUGCGCCCUGUACGAGACGGCCGCCACGGGAGAUUACGAGGACGUGGCCCGUCCAUUCCUCGAGCUGGCGCGGCGGGCGAGGACGCUCAAGUCGCGCAGGCAGCUGUUCCCAAACAUGGAGCCGGUGUCGCCGCCGCCGGGCGUCGACGGUUCCAAGAGACCUUACAGGGCGAGGCAGCUCACCAAGUGACUCAGACAGAACGGACGCGGCGGCCUUCCGGAUCGAGCGAACGCCAAGCAAUGCUCGGUCCGGGAAUGCUUUCGAACCGCAGACGCUGAGUUAUCGCCUGAACGAGCUUCAUUCCUCCGUCCCAGACCCACACGAAAGUCCAAGCGAUACCUGGAGCACCUUGUGUCCAUAAAGGAAUUGAAAGGACCACGGCCUGGUUUCUGGUUGUUGUAUAGCGGUGUUUUUAAUUCAA
Molecule: messenger RNA, 688 nt
Organism: Rhipicephalus sanguineus (brown dog tick)
Lineage: Eukaryota; Metazoa; Arthropoda; Arachnida; Ixodida; Ixodidae
Exons: 3
Coding region: 1-456 (151 amino acids)
Molecular function (GO): GTP binding; GTPase activity
Source: RefSeq, a predicted model, not a curated record